AUGAAUCAUUGUGUUCGAUUAUUAUUAUUAUUCACUCCAUCGUUAGCUGCUCUCGGCUUACUUGGAAUAGCAUUCGCUACCAACUGGUGGACUAUUGCAUUAGAAAAAAAUAUUCCCAAAGAUAGUUCGUUUAAUUCUCCAAGUGACGACCGCACUCAAUCGAUCUUAAUUCGUGUACCCGUCUCACGUGGCCUAUUUUCGGAGUGCAGUGCAUAUCGUAAUGUCAAAGUGCUCGUUUCGGAUACGUUUGACUUUCGUCCAAACUUCACUCUGAUCGAAAUUGACAAAUUAGAACAAGAAAACUGCACAACUGAACAAUUUCAAUGUGUAACAGGCGUGGCUAUCGCCCGUCCAGUAACACGCUGUAUCGAUAAUCAACGUCGAUGUAAUCGUAUCGUUGAUUGCGAAGAUAAAAGUGAUGAAACCAAUUGUUCUGGUACGAAUGCUGUGCAUGAUCACGAAUUCUUUCAAUGUCCAACGGGUUAUAUGAAAUGUCAAGAUAAGAAAUCGUGCUAUCGACCUAAUGAACAAACAUGUGAUGGCGUUUCGAAUUGUAUUGAUGAUUCAGAUGAAAUGAAUUGUAAUGCAGAGAAAUGUCAACAAAACAAACAUGUCUUCUGUCCUCGAGAUGGUAAAUGUGCCCGACGAGAUAAUUCGAAACGAUGUGAUGGUAUUGUCGAUUGUGCCGAUCAUUCAGACGAAGACAACUGUCAACGCUGUAAUGGAGAUCUAUCGAUUAUUUCAUGUGAUUCAAAAUGUUUUCGCAGUGACUAUCGAUGUGACGAUAUAGUUCAUUGUUCAAAUUUUCAGGACGAACUUGGUUGUGAUGAUUAUACAACAAGCACAUCAGCACGACAUAAGAAAUUUUUGCACAGUGAUCUAUCGUGUAUGGAACAACGUUUUAACCCAUUUCGUAUACAUCCACCAACUAUUUCGAACGCAUCAUUAAAAUCCUAUUCGGAACCACAGCAACGCGUCGAAUAUUUAAAUACAGUUUUCUAUCUCCAAUUAGUCGUUUUCUAUGGUAUCGUUGGCGGGUUGAUCUUUCUUUUAUUGGCAGUCGUAUCAUUAUUCUUCUUUGGUUGUUGCCGCCGACAUUGUAUUGGUGUGCCGUUCUUCUUCUAUGGCUUAUGGAUGUUUUUAGCAUGGGUGUUGAUCAUGAUUGGGUUGGGCACGUUUGCCGCCAUGUGGUUUUGGCAAAAGCAAACUGUUUUAGAUGCAGGAAAGAGUUUACCAAGCGAAAUCAUGAUCCAUGAAAGAAAUCCGACCUUACGACAUAUCGAAUUCUUCGGUUUAAGCUUUUGGUUAGCAUGCGGCGCGGCACUGUCAACAUUUAUUGGAUUGCUAUUGUCAUGUUGUAAUAUGAAAUCAUGCAUAUGCAUGCGUACUAAAAUUUGUCAUUGUCUAUCGAAGCUCAAUCUCACCGCGUUUCUCUUCUCUACUUCUUUUUUUUAA
Messenger RNA from Adineta ricciae, 1455 nucleotides. The record is from the annotation of a GenBank genome assembly. Lineage: Eukaryota; Metazoa; Rotifera; Eurotatoria; Adinetida; Adinetidae.